CAUUGCUGAUGACAUUUUCCCUAAUAUCAGUUACUUAUGGGGCUAUUCACUGCAAUAUACUGGCCAUCCAGAUCAAGUACGACAAUACUAACAUAAGGCUACAGCCAAUAGAAUUCAUCUGCAUCAUGAUAUGGCGUUGCUUGGAGAUUACCUCACGUGUAGUGACUCUGGUACUGUUUACUACAUCUCUGAAACUGAAGAGUAUGCCCUUUUUAUUAACCAUAUUUUCCGUAUCAUUGCUGGCACCAUGGCUGGAAUUUUGGAGAAGUGGAGCUCACCUUCCCAGCAAUACUAAAAAGAACUUGCAUCCAGUGAGUACAGUAUUCAUGCUUAUCAUGAUCACUCUACUAUAUGCUGCCAUCAACUUCUCCUGCUGGUCGGCAGUGAAACUGCAAUUGUCAAGUGAGGAAAUAAUUGAUAAGAGACAGAAGUGGCAUCAUAGAAUCCUACACUACAGCGUUCCGUUUUUAGAAAAUGUGGUAAUGACAUCGGUAUUUAGAUUUUUUGGUGGGAAGUCUUUAUUGAACUGCUGUGACUCAUUAAUUGCCACACAGCUCAUCAUAACCUACCUGUUAUCCAUUGGUUUUAUGUUCCUCUUCUAUCAGUAUCUGCAUCCAGGGUGGUCAGACAAAGCAUUACCAGAACAUGCUGAAAAUCGGCCUGAAGCAAUGUGAUUU
Molecule: messenger RNA, 677 nt
Organism: Equus quagga
Lineage: Eukaryota; Metazoa; Chordata; Mammalia; Perissodactyla; Equidae
Gene: XKR3
Product: XK related 3
Exons: 1
Cellular component (GO): membrane
Source: RefSeq, a predicted model, not a curated record